AUGGUGAAGGGCGCAGAAACAAACCGGGAAGGAAAAGGUGAGGCGGACUGCCGCCCUUUCACAAAGCUUUCUUUGACGGCGCAGUAUGAACGGAUGCAGCGUGAGUUUGCACUCCUGCAGCGUCACGAGGAUCCAGGAAGUAUAAGCUUCGACACCUCGCGUAAAAACAUGUCUAAAAAUCGUUAUUUAGACAUCUUGGCCAAUGAGGCUACUCUUUACCCGAAGUCCAUCGACUCGACCCAAACGCCGUCUUCAUACUACAUCAACGGCAACCUCAUUGACCUUGGUCUGCCCCAUAAGUUUGUGGCUUGUCAAGCGCCAGUGGAUAAGGGGAUACCGGAUUUUUUAUCGAUCAUCUAUGAGAAGAAAAUAAACCUUGUUGUCAUGAUCACAAAACUGAGUGAGGGAGGGAUUACAAAGGCGAAUCGCUACUGGCCGGGGGAAAAUGGGGCAUCAUCCGUGAUCAUUCCAGGCGCUUCUGAAUUAACGAUUACAAGGGAACCAGGAGAGGUGUACGGGGCGGAGCAGGAGUUGCAGCUCACGCGGCGUUACCUGACUUUUCAGCGGCCCAAUGAGCCACCCCAUAAGUUGUUACACGUGCAGUACACCGGAUGGCCAGAUCACGGGGUACCACAAUCUGCCGCAGCCUUGGAAGCGCUUCUGGCCAUUGUAAAUGCGUCCCCUACGACAGUCCCUGUGAUUGUUCAUUGCAGUGCAGGUAUUGGGCGAACAGGAACACUGAUUGGCGCCUACGGUGUGUUGGCCCACCUGGAACGGGGAACGUUGACCGACACCACGGUGUAUGACGUUGUAUCAACGAUGCGGCGACAGCGCUCUGGAAUGGUGCAGCGGGUGGAGCAGUAUUUUGUUAUUUACAUUACUUUGAUGACUCGACUUGGAUUUGACGUCAGUGCACUUGUCGCUCUGUUGAAUAACAAGGUCGCAACUGCGGCGUUGACAGCCGCAGGGAGGAAGUCACAGAGAUAA
Molecule: messenger RNA, 987 nt
Organism: Trypanosoma rangeli
Lineage: Eukaryota; Euglenozoa; Kinetoplastea; Trypanosomatida; Trypanosomatidae
Product: tyrosine-specific protein phosphatase
Exons: 1
Coding region: 1-987 (328 amino acids)
Biological process (GO): protein dephosphorylation
Molecular function (GO): protein tyrosine phosphatase activity
Source: RefSeq, a predicted model, not a curated record